GAUCGAGGAAACUUUGUGGCUUUGCUUGAUUGGAAGUUGCCCCCAUCACAUUCACCGAUGUAGAUUUGCUUCCAAGGGAACCCCUACAACGAUGCCACGGUAUAUAAGCUAAACCGUCUUCAGAAUCAGUCAACUCGCAUAAUUAUCAACGUCAAUUUUAAUGCGCCAGCGUGAUUCAUUCAAACUCCCCAUUUAGAAGGUUCGUCAUUCUAUAAACAGAGCACCUGUGCUUCUAGCGCAGAGAGGAAGAAGAAGGAAGACGAAGAAGAUCCAGAAAACAAUGAACUUUCUGCCGUUUCUUUUCAUCUCAGCCUUCUACUUUCUUCAAUGCCCGGCUUUUGCUGCUCAAAAGUCCUAUGUGGUUUACCUCGGAGCCCAAUCCGACUUUGCAGCAGAAUUCUCUGCUGAUGCUAAUGAAAUCGUGACACAAUCCCACUUUGAGCUCUUGGAAUCAUUCCUUCAGAGCAAGGAGAAGGCCAGGGAUGCAAUCUUCUACUCUUACACAAGAUGCAUCAAUGGCUUCGCAGCAAUCCUGGAGGAGGAAGAUGCUCUGGAGAUCUCAAAGCAUCCCGGAGUUGUUUCUGUUUUUGAGAACAGAGGGCACAAGCUCCACACAACUCGGUCAUGGCAGUUCCUUGGCCUGGAGAGAGACGGCAUUGUCCCGAAGCAAUCUCUGUGGACAAAAGCUAGAUUUGGGGAAGAUGUAAUUAUCGCUAAUCUUGAUGGUGGUGUCUGGCCAGAGUCCAAGAGCUUCAGGGAUGAUGACAUGGGACCCAUUCCUUCUAAAUGGAAAGGAAUAUGCCAGAAUGGUAGCAAGCACGAGUUCUCCUGCAACAGGAAGCUGAUCGGCGCUCGAUAUUUCAACAAAGGCUAUUUAGCCGCCGGCGGCGUCGUAAACUCGACUCUAAACAGCCCCCGCGACCAGGACGGGCACGGCACACACACGCUCUCUAUCGCCGGCGGAAGCUUCGUCCCCAACGCCAGCUUUCUCGGCUUCGGCAAUGGCACGGCCAAAGGCGGCUCUCCCCGAGCACGUGUGGUUGGCUACAAGGUCUGCUGGCCUCCCAUCAAUGGCAGCCAGUGCUUCAGCGCCGACAUUCUUGCCGGCUUCGAAGCCGCCAUCAAAGACGGCGUUGAUGUCAUCUCCGUCUCGUUCGGUAGCAUGGCCGUCAACUAUUUCAGAGAUGCGAUUGCAAUUGGAUCUUUUCAUGCCGUCAACAAUGGGAUUGCAGUCGUUACGUCGGCGGGGAAUUUGGGGCCGGUGCCGGCAUUUGUCUCGAAUGUCGCGCCGUGGCUGUUUACGGUUGGAGCCAGCACCAUUGAUAGGGAGUUCCCUUCUUAUGUUGUGUUGGACCAGAAGCGGCAAUUCAUGGGGCAGAGCUUUUCGAGCGAAAGCUUAGCGAAGAACAAAUUGUACCCAUUGAUUCGUUCGAUUGAUGCUGCAAAUGCCGAUGCUUCUAGCGAUGAUGCAGACAAGUGCCUUCCUGGAAGUUUAGACAAGAAGAAAGCGAAGGGAAAAAUUUUGGUCUGUACAAGAGGAGCAAAUGUUAGGUUGGAAAAGGGUGAGGUGGUCAAGUUAGCCGGCGGCCUCGGCAUGAUUUUAGUCAAUGAUAACUUCACCGCCGAUGAGAUCAUUGCCGACCCUCACUUCCUUCCGGCCACCCAUAUCACCUAUUCUGACGGCCUAAAGCUUCUUUCCUACAUCAAGUCUACCAAGUCGCCAAAGGCCUCCAUUACCCAUCCAGUCACUAAACUUGGCACAAAGCCAGCCCCAUUCAUGGCUGCAUUUUCAUCUCAAGGCCCCAACACCAUAAAUCCUGAAAUCCUAAAGCCUGAUAUAACUGCUCCAGGAGUGAGCAUUAUCGCUGCUUACAGUGAAGGAACCUCGCCCUCCGGUCUCGACUUCGACAAACGUAGAUUCCCCUUCAACUUAGAGUCUGGUACUUCCAUGGCUUGCCCUCAUGUUGCUGGCAUUGUUGGCCUUCUCAAAUCCCUUCACCCGAACUGGAGUCCUGCUGCUAUCAAAUCAGCAAUCAUGACUACAGCAAAAGCACGAGAUAACCUAUUGGAGCCAAUAAAAAACGGAACUUUAGCCAAAGCCAACCCAUUCAACUAUGGGUCGGGCCAUGUUCGUCCCAACCGUGCCAUGAACCCGGGUCUUGUAUACGACCUCAGUGUCACUGACUACUUGAACUUCCUCUGUGCUCUUGGGUACAGCUCAACUCAAAUCUCCACCUUCAAAAAAUAUAACUGCCCAUCAAAAGCUCGGGCAUUGGUUGAUCUUAACUACCCUUCGAUCACCAUUCCUGAGCUCAGUGAUUCGAUCACUGUCGCUCGUAAGUUGAAGAAUGUGGGCACGCCGGGAACAUAUGUGGCACGUGUACGCAGUCCCAAUGGGGUGAUGAUAAAAGUGGCGCCAACGAGCCUCACAUUUAAGGAGGCUGGCGAAGAGAAAACUUUUAAACUUACCUUAGCGCCAAUAGGUGACUUUGUUGCAAAAGAUUAUGUUUUUGGCUUGCUUGAGUGGUCUGAUGGUAAUAAACAUCGUGUUAGAAGUCCCAUAACUAUAAAAUCCAAAGGAUUUUAACCACUCAUCAUCUAAAGUUGUGUUUUUUACC
Molecule: messenger RNA, 2618 nt
Organism: Phalaenopsis equestris
Lineage: Eukaryota; Viridiplantae; Streptophyta; Magnoliopsida; Asparagales; Orchidaceae
Product: subtilisin-like protease SBT5.3
Exons: 11
Coding region: 281-2587 (768 amino acids)
Biological process (GO): proteolysis
Molecular function (GO): serine-type endopeptidase activity
Source: RefSeq, a predicted model, not a curated record